This is a messenger RNA of Pyrus x bretschneideri (Chinese white pear), 2389 nucleotides long. Its product is annotated as phosphate transporter PHO1 homolog 10. Gene Ontology annotation, molecular function: inositol hexakisphosphate binding. The record is from RefSeq and is a predicted model, not a curated record. Gene Ontology annotation, cellular component: Golgi apparatus; cytoplasm; trans-Golgi network. Lineage: Eukaryota; Viridiplantae; Streptophyta; Magnoliopsida; Rosales; Rosaceae. Bases 1 to 2298 code for a protein of 765 amino acids. The transcript has 13 exons. Gene Ontology annotation, biological process: phosphate ion transport; cellular response to phosphate starvation.
AUGAAAUUCGGGAAAGAUUUCAAGAAACAAAUGGUGCCUGAGUGGGCAGAAGCCUACAUGGAUUACAAUGGUCUGAAGAGGAUACUAAGGGAGCUCAGAGAAUACAAGCGAAACAAGCACUCCGUAACACCCUCCAAAGACUUUGAGCGGAGACGUUCUCCCCCGCACAGAACCAUCAGUGGGACUGAGCUACAAUCUGGCAGUCUCCGGAGCAACGGAGAUAUCGAGGACCAAGUAAUCGAUGUCAACACAUUGCAGGGAGACGGUUGCAGAGAGGUUUACAAGACCAAGUUUCUGAGGCAAUCCGAAGAAGGAGGAGAUAUUGAGGCGACAUUCUUCCGAAAACUGGAUCAAGAGCUCAACAAAGUCAAUACCUUUUAUAAUGAUAAAGUGGAGGAGGUGAAGAAAGAAGCAAAUAAUCUGGAUAAGCAAAUGGAGGCUUUGGUUGCACUGAGAUUAAAAGUCAAGAAGCUUGAUCAAUACGGCUCUCGUUCAAAGAGACAUAACAAUUCUGCAGUACACCUGACAAGUAAUAAGUCAAGUGCAGAUGACAACUUAGAAAAUGAGCCUAUUGGUUUGGCAUCUGGAUUGCAAGUAAAUGAGGAGCAUCGACCAGAACCAAGCACUGGUGGUUCAGAAGUCAAUCCGAACCAUGUCAAGAAUUCUAGUAGUGACGGAAGAGAGUUAUUGAAAACCUAUACCCAAAAAGAAGAUCCUAUGGAGGUUCUUGAGCAUGUGAGGAUUACCAAUACGCUUGAAUCUCCAAUAUCGACCAUAAAAGGUGUUUUCAAGGACACUAGGGAAGAAGAGUUGAGCUUUGAUAAAGAGGAGCUGAAGAGAGUGGAAGAACGUUUAAGAGCUGCGUUCAUUCAAUUUUACCACCAGCUUCAACUGCUAAAGCACUACAGUUUUAUGAACCUCUCAGCAUUUUCGAAGAUUAUGAAAAAAUAUGAGAAGAUUGCAUCAAGGAGAGCGGCCAGAUCAUACAUGCUAAUAGUAGACAACUCUAAUGUUGGCAGUUCUGAUGAGGUCACUAACCUGUUGGAGAGAGUGGAGACUACCUUCAUACAAAAAUUUUCAUACUCAAAUCGCAGGGAAGGUAUGAAGUCACUGAGGCCAAAAGCUAAAAGAGAAAGGCACAGUGUAACAUUCUUCUCCGGUUUCUUUUCUGGCUGCUCAAUUGCACUACUGGUAGCUAUUGUUUUAAGAAUUGAAGCUCGAAAACUACUGGAUAAGGAGGAGGGUGCAGAGUACGUGGAAAACAUUUUCCCACUUUACAGUUUAUUUGGAUACAUCACUCUACAUAUGCUCAUGUAUGCUGCAGAUAUAUAUUUCUGGAGGCGUUAUCGGGUCAACUAUGCCUUUAUAUUUGGUUUCAAGAAAGGAACGGAGCUGGGCUACCGCGAAGUUUUUCUCCUUGCCACUGGUCUUGCAGUACUUUCAUUGGGUGGUUUCCUGGCAAACUUACACUUGGACUUGAGUGCUGAAAAAUACAAGACAGUGACAGAAUUGGUUCCCUUGGGUUUACUUGCUUUGGUCCUUGCCAUCACCUUCUGCCCUUUCAAAAUUAUAUACCAUUCAAGUCGUUUCUUCUUCAUUGGAUCCUUGUUCCGCUGCACAUGCGCCCCUCUUUACCCGGAGACAUUUCCAGACUUUUUCUUGGCUGAUCAGCUUACAAGCCAGGUGCAAGCGCUGAGGAGUUUUGUGUUAUACGUUUGCUACUACGGUUUGGGAGAAUCUUCAAGGAGGCAAAGCAAGUGCCGUAGCCAUGGUCUCUACAAUACGUUAUAUUUCAUUAUUGCUGUCGUACCAUUUUGGAUGCGCUUCCUACAGUGCAUUCGUCGAUUCUGUGAUGAGAAGGAUGUGAAGUACAUUUGCAAUGGUUUAAAGUACUUAUCAACAAUCGUUGCAGUUAUUAUACGAACUGUUUAUGAAAUGAAAAAGGGAAAGACAUCCUGGAUGGUGUUAGCUUUGAUUAGCUCAGCUGUCGCAACAACAAUGAAUACGUACUGGGACAUUGUAAUGGACUGGGGCCUUCUGCGAAAGACAUCAAAGAACAAGUAUUUGAGAGAUAGACUUGUAGUUCCACACAAGAUCGUAUACUUUGCAGCCAUGGUCUUGAAUGUGGUAUUGAGACUUGCUUGGAUGCAGUUGGUGUUGGAAUUUAAAUUGCGUACCGUUAAUAAAAUGACAAUAACAACUAACGAGCACUUGAACAAUGUAGGCCAGUACCGCGCUUUCAAGUCAGUCCCUCUUCCUUUCAGUUACUACGAUGAGGACGCCGACAAGGAUGACUAAGCAUGACAGUCUCGCUCCAUUCAUGCACCCGAGUAUAACGAAGCAGCAAACCAAGAACAAAUGUACAAUCUGUGGUUAAUUGUAGACAAUU